AUGGCGGACACCGCGGACGGAGCGUCGGAACCGGAGACCUGUUUCAGCACAGAAAAUAAAUCCGAAAUGGAGACAGAAACAUCGUCGCUGGGUGAAAACUGUGAGACUAAAGAGGAGAACACAAACACCAGCGAGGAGCCUUUUAAGAAGCCGGACAUUUUAGCGUUAAAGAAGAGCAAAGGUGUGCAGAAAUUGGCACCUGAGUCAUCAGAUGUUCGAGAACCUUCUAAGGAACCCGCAGUAAACCGCGACCAGUCUCUUAAACACGACGCUGAAGGUCUGCAUCAGUCUCCUGAGCCAAAAAAGAAACAGAUCCUCCAUGCAACAGCACCUAAACCCGACAUCAGGUCCCAGAAACCAGCCAAAGCGCCCCCUAGUGGUAAAUUCCCUCCUCUUCCAUACUCCGAGCCUCCCUGGGCUGGGGUUCCUGAUGUCCCUUACACCUUCGAGCUGCUCAAGAACGGUUCCAUCCUGGACACCGUGGCCCUCAGUCAGCAGAGUUACUUCGUGGUGGGACGCCUGCCUGUGUGCGACAUCUCUCUGGAGCAUCCCUCCAUAUCGCGGUACCAUGCCGUGGUGCAGUAUCGUGGAGAACCAGGGGACACCGGGGCCCUAGGAGAGGAGCUCGGGUUCUACGUGUACGACCUGGGCAGUACUCACGGCACCUUUGUGAACAAGAACAAGAUCCCUCCUAAAACGUACCUGAGGCUGCACGUCGGCCACGUGGUGAAGUUCGGAGGAAGCACGAGACUCUUUAUCCUCCAGGGUCCUGAAUCAGAUGAAGAGGUCGAGUCAGAGUUUACGGUUACAGAGCUGAGAGAGCGGGCGAGAAAGCAGCGAGAAGAGCUAGAGAAGAGGAUGAUGGGAGGUGGUUCAGACGACGACGACGAUGAUGACGACGAUGGUGAUGAUAAGAACAAGGAGGAGAAGAACGGAGAGAAGGCUGCUCAUAAAAAAAGUGCAGAAGACAGUGGCUGCUCGUGGGGAAUGGGAGACGAUGCAGCUCCAGAGGAGGAUGAGAAUGAGGAGAAUCCGUUUGCCACAGAGUUUCAAGAGGAUCAGGAAGCAGCCUACCUGAAAGAUCCUAAAAAAGCCCUGCAAGGGUUCUAUGAUCGAGAAGGAGAAGAACUAGAAUUUGAAUAUGAUGACAAAGGACACGGCACCUGGCUCUGCAGAAUCAAGUUGCCGGUGGACGAUGCGAAGGGCAGGCAGCUAAUCGCUGAAGUCACACACGUGGGUAGAAAGAAGGAGGCGGCCGUACAGUGCUGUUUGGAGGCGUGUCGCAUGCUGGAGGCCCGAGGUCUGCUGAGGCAGGAGGCAGUCUCUCGCAAGCGCAAAAAGAAAAACUGGGAAGACGACGACUAUUACGACAGCGACGAUGACUCUUUCCUGGACCGGACGGGUACUGUUGAGAGGAAGAGGACGGAGCGCAUGAAGAAAGCUGGCAAGAUCCAGGAGAGACCUGACACAUAUGACUCUCUGGUUGCUAAGCUUGCUGAGGUGGAAAAAGAGCUCGCUGAAACUGAAAGAACACUGAGUUCUUCUGGGAAAGAGGGCUCGAGCUCGGCCACACAGGACCCUCUGGAUGAGUUCAUGAGCUGCGUGCGAAAUCAAGCCGCUGUAGACGUGGUGCAGAGGAAGAAGCUGCAUCUGCACGUGGCCGAGCUGAAGAAGGAGGAGCAGCGACUGCGGAAACUCAUCGACUUAACCAGACCUACGCAGCUGCCCUCACUACAGAGCGGUCCUGGCAACCAAUCAUCUGACCCUGACAAGCCCAGGACGUUAGCCCUGCCUUUGUUCGGUGCUAUGAAAGGUGGCAGAAAAUUUAAACUGAAAACAGGGACCAUAGGGAAGUUGCCUGUGAAAAAGCCCAACCUGCCUCCUGAGCUCUUUAACAUGAAGGAACUACCGCCUGGAGGAGAGGAGGAAGAAGAGGAGGAGGAGGAGGAGGAGCAAGAGGAAGGAAAGGGAAAGGCAUAUGAAAUGGACGAAGAGGGUGAAGAUGAGGAGAAAGAGAGCACAGCUGCCGCAGAGAUGGGUGAGAUGGAACAUGUGGAUCCCUCCAGUGCUGGAGAACUUCCAGAAGAAACCUGUUCACAGAGCCCUGGAGAGAAAACGCAGGACUCGGACAGACAAAAAGUGAAGAGGAUUUUAGCACACGGACAAGAGAAGGUUAAAUCAGUUAGCUCUAGAGGAGACUCGCCGUCCGCAACUCGAGAGGAAAGCCAACCUCCUCUGAAAAAGAGUGGGAAGGUGAUCGGUCCCAGCAGGCCACCAGGCACCACGUCUAAACAGUACCCCGAGGACGACCCUGAUUACUGCGUCUGGGUGCCUCCAGCAGGUCAGACCGGUGAUGGACGGACUCAUCUUAACGACAAAUAUGGCUACUGAGAUCACAACAGAAGUUUUAGAUGGUGUCGUUGUGAAGAGUGUAAGGCAGCUCCAGCUGACACAAAACACAAAAUACACAAUUCCCUUAAAAGUCCGGCUGCUUUACGGAGGCAGGAAACUUUCAUACAUUCUUUGGCUUGCCAUCUGUGUUCACACUUACAUUGUGUGUUAUUAGUGCACAAUGGGGCUGGGAAAGGAGCAGAGGACAAGGAUGGAAACACUGCAGGGAUGUGUUUUUUUUUUU
Messenger RNA from Clarias gariepinus (North African catfish), 2635 nucleotides. It is a transcript of the gene slc4a1ap, whose product is annotated as solute carrier family 4 member 1 adaptor protein. Lineage: Eukaryota; Metazoa; Chordata; Actinopteri; Siluriformes; Clariidae. The record is from RefSeq and is a predicted model, not a curated record. The transcript has 14 exons. The coding region runs from base 1 to 2391 and encodes 796 amino acids. Gene Ontology annotation, molecular function: mRNA binding; protein binding.